Messenger RNA from Maylandia zebra (zebra mbuna), 1114 nucleotides. RefSeq names its product mpv17-like protein. Lineage: Eukaryota; Metazoa; Chordata; Actinopteri; Cichliformes; Cichlidae. The record is from RefSeq and is a predicted model, not a curated record. Gene Ontology annotation, cellular component: mitochondrion; cytoplasm; membrane. Gene Ontology annotation, biological process: mitochondrial ribosome assembly.
CGGGCCCAAGGGUGCACAGCUCUGGUGUGGUUACAAGGAAUAGCGUGUCCUCUCCAGGGGGAUGAUAAGGCUUUAUCACACAUGCCCUGCAACAGGAGCAGAACUUUGACCCUGUGAGAUCUCGUCACGUGUAGAUUUGCCUCUGCUGAUGAUCGUCUUUGUCCAGAGAAAUGUAGUUUGUGUCUUUUUGGCUUUGGGGAGACUCAGAAGAGUGUGAGAGGAGCAACUCUGAAAGAUUCCUCACUAUGAAGUGGGUCUGGGCUGUGUUCAAAGCUCACCCGUACAUCAGUAACAUCCUGGGAUACACAGCCCUGUUCGCCUCUGCUGACCUCGUACAGCAGAGCGUGCUGGGUGAGAAACCAGCAACAGGAUCCACAUCGGAGGAUUUAGUAGGAGUCGACUGGCAUCAGAUGGCUCGAGUGGCGACCGUCGGUUUUUGUUUCCACGCCAACUUCAACUAUCACUGGCUCAGAGGGCUGGAGAAGAUGCUGCCAGGAGGCGGAGUAAAGGCAGUAACUGGGAAGGUGGUGGUGGACCAGCUGAUUGCGGCUCCUCUCACCAUCAGUGCCUUUUACAUUGGUUUGAGUUUACUUGAACACAAAGAUGACCCACUUGAAGACUGGAGGCAGAAAUUUUGGACAUCUUACAAGACUGGGGUAGUAUUUUGGUCAACAAUGCAGGCAGUGAACUUUGCAUUCGUCCCCCCUGUGGCUCGGACGGUGUUUCUGGGUGGUGUCGCCCUGGUUUUCACAAUCUUCCUGUGUCACCUCAGACAGCAGCGACACCAUGAACAGGAAAGAACCUGAGACUCUCCUCGUCACAUCGAAGGCUUUAGUAAACUAACUAAAAACACAAUUCCAAAAAAGCUGGGACACUGUGAGUAAAAUCUGAAUGCAGUGAUUUAUAUACAUCAGAAACCCAUAAACCCCAGCAGCUGGUCUGUUCCCAGAUGUUUACAGGCUGCUGUUAAACAAAGACGCGAUGCUACAUUGUAGUAAAUAUGGACUUAUCCCAACUUUUUUGAGAUGUGUUUCUGCCAUCAGAUUCAAAAUGAGCUAAUAUUUUUCUUUAAACGUCACAUGAUACAUUGUUUCAGUUUUUGACAUGUUUUGUU